This is a messenger RNA of Momordica charantia (bitter melon), 1828 nucleotides long. RefSeq names its product protein Brevis radix-like 4. Lineage: Eukaryota; Viridiplantae; Streptophyta; Magnoliopsida; Cucurbitales; Cucurbitaceae. The record is from RefSeq and is a predicted model, not a curated record.
AAAAGGAAAUCGCACAGUUGGUGAAAUGAAAAUUGAAGACAUGCCAUAAUUGCGAUUGCCCGGCAACCAACAAUUUGUUUGACACUCAUUUGCGCUCCCUCUCACUUCCACCCGGAGUAUCCGCCAUUUGCUCUCCGACGCCACGGGAACCACUGCACCUUAGUCUAUGAUUGGAUUGAAUCAUUCUGAGCGCGGACAGCGUCGGUGUCUUACUUUCGUCGUGCCAUAACUGAAUCAGAACAACUGAUCCCUAAUUUUCGAGAAGAAACUCAAGAUCCAAGACGCCCGGAAGUGAGUGGCAGCGAUUGAGCAUUUAUUUCGCUGCUUGGAACUAGGUUGCUGGAGAAGUGCUGUAAGAGGUGAAAAUGCUGACAUGCAUAGCUCGUUCUAAGAAACUUGGAGAUGGCUCGUUGAGUCAAAUUGAAGAAUCGGACUCCGUCAGCGUCAGCGGACCCGGAAGUAAGCAACAAUCUGUCAAAUCUCUGACAGGUCAGCUCAGGGACAUGGCGUUAAAAGCGUCGGGAUCGUACCGAACUUGCAACCCUUGCGCAGGGCCGAUAACGCAGAGUCGACUCAAGAACUGCAGCUCACAGUCGGACGGCGACUCGGAAAGGUUCAGGUGGGCGUACAAGCGGAGCGGCAGCUUGAGCUCCAUGAAAACGAGGACCUGGGGGAAGGAGAUGGAAGCGAGGCUCAAGGGAAUUUCUAGCGGAGAAGGAACGCCCAAUUCGCUGAGUGGGCGCCGAGUUGACCCAGUUGUGUACGUUGAGGAGAACGAACCCAAGGAGUGGGUAGCCCAGGUCGAACCGGGUGUGUUGAUUACAUUCGUUUCACUUCCUCGUGGAGGGAAUGAUCUGAAACGGAUACGUUUCAGUCGAGAUGUCUUCAAUAAAUGGCAAGCUCAGAGGUGGUGGGCCGAGAACUAUGAUAGAGUUAUGGAGCUAUACAAUGUUCAGAGGUUCAACCGGCAAGCUUUUCCUCUUCCAACCCCACCGAGAUCUGAGGAUGAGAGCUCAAAAAUUGAAUCUGUUGAAAACAGCCCCGUAACACCUCCAUUAACCACAGAACGCUUGCCUCGCAAUCUCUACCGUCCCGCUGGAACGGGGAUGAGCUAUUCAUCCUCAGAUUCACUGGAGUAUCAGCCAAUGCAGUAUCGCCAGUACCAAGAUUCAGGUCUAACCUCCACUCCAAAACUCUCUAGCAUCAGUGGUGUAAAGACAGAGACAUCUUCCAUCGAUGCAUCCAUGAGAAGCAGUUCAUCAAGGGAUGCAGAUCGUUCAGGAGAACUAUCCAUCAGCAAUGCUAGUGAUCUUGAGUCUGAAUGGGUUGAACAGGACGAACCAGGGGUUUAUAUUACAAUCAGAGCAUUGCCAGGCGGCAAAAGGGAACUCAGAAGAGUUAGAUUCAGCCGGGAAAAAUUUGGGGAGAUGCAUGCUAGAUUGUGGUGGGAAGAAAACCGAGCCAGGAUACACGAGCAAUACUUGUGAGAGAAACAAUGCAAGAGGACACUUUUCGAAAGUCUGAAAGAAGUGGUACUUUUUAAAAAUUUAUGUUCAUUGGCAUGCUUAUAGAGAUCUUUGGGGUGCUGUUGGCAGCGUACGAUGUUUGGGGGUAUACAUAUACAUGCGAAUCCAAGUUGCAUUGCAUGUAGUCACCACAAUAUGUGGAUGUUAGAAUUUAUUUUUUAAUAACUUUUUUGUCUCUCUGUUUUACAUUUUGGUUGAAGAGGCAUUGCCUAUGUAUUGUAGUAUGGUGGGUGUAAAACUUUAAUACCUAAUGUGUCAAUAUCAAUGGAAAAGAUUCAGAUGUGCGGGCUUCCUCCUCUCAA